Messenger RNA from Coniosporium apollinis CBS 100218, 1506 nucleotides. RefSeq names its product aldehyde dehydrogenase (NAD+). Gene Ontology annotation, molecular function: oxidoreductase activity, acting on the aldehyde or oxo group of donors, NAD or NADP as acceptor. The transcript has 2 exons. Bases 1 to 1506 code for a protein of 501 amino acids. NCBI's taxonomy places the organism in Eukaryota, Fungi, Ascomycota, Dothideomycetes. The record is from RefSeq and is a predicted model, not a curated record.
AUGUCCGAUCUCGCAGUAGAGCUUACCGCGCCCAAUGGCGUCAAGUAUACCCAGCCAAUUGGCCUCUUCAUCAACAAUGAAUGGGUGAAGUCGACGUCCGGCGAGAAGAUCACGAGCAUCAACCCAACAGACGAGUCAGAGAUAGCUUCAGUCUACGCCGCCGACCCCGAAGACGUCGACAAAGCCGUCGCCGCAGCACGCAAAGCAUUCAAAGCCUCCUCAUGGCGAGACUUGUCCAGCACAUCGCGCGGGGACCUGAUGUUCAAACUCGCCGCGUUGGUCGAGCAGAACAAGGAGACGCUGGCGACCAUCGAGACGUGGGACAACGGCAAACCAUACCAGGUCGCGCUGAACGAAGACAUGGCCGAGGUUGCGGGGACGAUCAAGUACUACGCCGGCUACGCGGACAAGAUCCACGGACAAGUCAUUGACACGGGACCAAAUAAGCUUACCUAUACCAUCCGGGAACCGAUCGGUGUCUGCGGCCAGAUUAUUCCCUGGAACUACCCUCUUGCCAUGGCGGCAUGGAAGCUAGGUCCCGCUCUCGCAUGCGGUAACACCGUGGUGAUUAAAGCUGCCGAGCAGACGCCGCUGUCCAUCCUCUAUUUCGCCAACCUCGUCAAGGAAGCCGGCUUCCCACCCGGCGUGGUGAAUAUCAUCAACGGUUACGGCCGGAAAGCCGGGGCUGCGAUUGCGCAGCAUUUGGAUAUCGACAAGAUCGCCUUCACGGGCAGCACAGCGACCGGGCGCGAGAUCAUGAAGAUGGCCUCCGUCAACAUGAAGAACAUCACCCUCGAGACAGGCGGCAAGUCUCCGCUGCUAGUCUUCGAGGACGCGGACCUCGAACAGGCCGUCAAGUGGGCACACAUUGGUAUCAUGUCGAAUAUGGGCCAGAUCUGCACUGCCACCUCUCGCAUCCUCGUGCAGGACGGGAUCUACGACAAAUUCAUCUCCGCAUUCAAGGACCACAUGGCCUCGACCAGCAAAGUCGGCGAUCCGUUCAACGACGAGACGUUCCAGGGCCCGCAGGUCACGAAGGCGCAGUACGAGCGCGUGCUGUCUUACAUCGAGGCCGGCAAGUCUGAAGGCGCGACUCUCGCUGCUGGCGGCGAGGUGUUUAAGAACGCGGGUGGGAAAGGCUUCUUCAUCGAGCCGACCAUCUUCACGGACGUGAAAGACAACAUGAAGAUCUUCCGGGAAGAGGUGUUCGGUCCCUUUGUGGUCAUUAGCUCGUUCAAGACGGAAGAGGAGGCGGUUGACAGGGCAAACGACACGACGUACGGUCUCGGUAGCGCUGUCUUUACCAAGGAUAUCGUCAAGGCGCACCGCGUUGCGAGAAGAAUCGAGGCUGGUAUGGUUUGGAUAAACAGCAGUAACGACAGUGACUUCAGGGUGCCCUUCGGCGGCGUCAAGCAAAGCGGGAUAGGCAGAGAACUCGGGGAGGCGGGCCUCGCGGCUUACUGCAAUACCAAAUCAGUAAUGACAAAUCUCGGCAGCUGGUUGUAG